Messenger RNA from Ustilaginoidea virens, 306 nucleotides. RefSeq lists its product as uncharacterized. The record is from RefSeq and is a predicted model, not a curated record. Bases 1 to 306 code for a protein of 101 amino acids. The transcript is spliced from 3 exons. NCBI's taxonomy places the organism in Eukaryota, Fungi, Ascomycota, Sordariomycetes, Hypocreales, Clavicipitaceae.
AUGCAGUUGAAGCACAACUUCAUCAUGCUCUACACCCGACUUCAGACUAUGCUCCGCGACCGCAUAAGGAAGCCGCGGCGUCAUGUCGAGAUUUCGGCGCCAUACGACGUCAAGCACAAGCCUGUCAACCUUCCCGGAGUGUCUCAAGAGGAGCUUUCCAUUCUGCGCGAGAAAGCUGUCGCGUCUCGCAUCGGCGUCCUUGAACUCCGGCCCGAAUUUCCCAGUGGACAUGAAUACUACAAAAUAUCCCGACCGGCGCCCCGCCCUCGACCAGCCGCGUCGUUGUUCAAUGCAGGAGAGGCGUGA